AUGAUUGCCCACCUGCUGAGGAGAUCAUUACAUGCAGAAACCCUUAAGCAGUGGGAAUUGAAACUGGGAGAUUCCAGAGACUUUCCCAGUCUGAAGGAAUUCGUCGGAUUCGUCGAAGCCUGCGGCAGAGGAAUCAACGCAGGAUCAGAGCUUCAUGCAACACAGGAAACCAACAUCGCCGACAGGAAAUCACUGAAGAAGAAGAAGAGCUCUUACGCAGCAGCUACUCAACAAGACAGCAACGCUGAGAGGCUUCUUCCGAGAAACUGUUGUGCCAUGUGUAAGGAAAAACACUUCAUUGCUGAGUGCCAGAAAUUCAGAGAGUUGCCCCCAGUAAAGAGGGACAGCGUAGUCAUAAGCAAUGGCCUCUGCUUCAGCUGUCUGGGACCUCACCGAAAGACGAAGUGUUUCUCAACGAAAAGAUGUCAACAAUGUCAGGGCAAUCACCACACUUUAAUUCAUGGAGGAAGCGAGUACACCAACGCUCCACCAAGAACUCGACGUGACUUGGAAUCAACAGAUGUCCCUGCAUCAGCAAGAGUCGAGCCAGGGCAGAGUACAGAUAAGAUCACGACUCAACCCAGUACAUCAACGGCAACAGUCAACCUCAACAACCAGCGGACCAGUGAGAAUGCAGAAACAACUCAACAAGAAGCAGAUCAACAAUCAGUGCUGUUAGCAACAGCGCAAGUCAAAGUAAAAUCCCCAAAAGGAUUCAUCAGCAGAGCCAGAGUACUAAUUGAUCAAGGAUCAGAGGUGUCAUUUAUCUCUGAGAAAUUAGUACAUCAACUGCACCUCACAAGAACAACAGAAACGUUGGAAUUAAUAGGAAUUGGCGGAGUCAAUUCAGGCCACACAAGAGGAAGGGUGUCAGUGACGCUACAAGCAAUCAACGGGCCCCAGCAAGUAAAACUCAACGCCCACGUCUUGAAGAAACUCACAGCAAUCCUGCCAUCAUUUUCCUGUGAAUCAGUCGAUAUCGGCUCACUAGAAAACCUUCAACUAGCUGAUCAACAGUAUCUCCAGCCUGGACCAAUAGAUAUAAUAAUAGGGGAUGACAACUACGGGCAGAUAAUUAAAGAUGAAGUUGUCAAAUCUAAACAGUCAAGAUUAGAUGGCCAACGAACAGCAUUUGGUUGGAUAUUAUCAGGUCCAAUCAACUGCUCCGGUCGCUCAACGAGGGUCUCCUUAUCAGCUGUACGGGAAUCUUCAAAUGAACGACUACUAGAGCUUCUACAAAGGUUUUGGGUCCAGGAAGAAUUACCAGUCCAACGUUCAGACAACUCAGAGCUAUCACAAGACGAGCUGGAGUGUGAAAAACACUUCAGAUCAACACACAGCAGAGAUUCAACAGGGCGUUACAUUGUGAGGCUCCCAUUGAAAACGUCAGCAGAAGCGCUCGGGGAGUCAAAGUUCAAGGCUUCACGACAGCUCAAAUCAACAGUCAGCAAACUCAACAACAAUCAGGAAUAUGCCCAGCUCUACAAGGAGUUUAUCAACGAGUACGAGGCUUUGGGACAUAUGCAGAGAGCACCCGAUUCUCCAGAACCUACCCCAGCCUAUUAUCUGCCACACCACGGGGUUCUGAGAGAAGAGGCCAUCACCACAAAACUGAGAGUCGUUUUCAACGGCUCCAGUCCCAGCUCAUCAGGUAUGUCACUCAAUGAUAUAUUAUAUCCUGGUGGAAAAUUGCAGAUCAACGCCAUGGACGUCUUGACAUGGAUGAGAAAGCACAGACUCGUGUUUGGCACCGACAUCGUUAAGAUGUUUAGACAGAUACGAGUUCACAGGGACGAUUGGGACCUCCAGAGAAUUUUGUGGAUUGAUGAUAAUCAGCAACAAAUCUCCUAUCAGCUAACCACAGUCACCUACGGUCUCAACUGUUCUCCAUGGCUAUCUCUGAGAGUUCUUCAACAAUUAGCGGAGGAUGAGGGUCACCGCUUCCCAGCAGCCGUCGAGACAAUCACCAGAGGUCGGUACGUUGACGACAUCUACGGCGGAGCUGAGUCAGCAGCAGAACUCAAGGAGAUAGUCUGGCAACGACAAGGACUCUGUCAGGCUGGAGGCUUCGCUCUUCAGAAAUGGAGCAGCAAUUGCCCACGGCUAUUGCACGAGCUCGGAUUAUCAACAGAGGAAGCCGUAAUCCAGUUUGAAGAAUCAGUCACCAAAGUUCUUGGAAUGUGUUGGCAUCAGUCGUCCGACACAUUCAGGUAUAAAUCCAGAGACUUCAACACACAGACGAUCACCAAAAGGGUUGUAUCUUCAGAGAUAGCUCAGAUCUUCGAUCCUUUGGGCUUCAUCGCUCCAGUCGUCGUAAAAGGGAAAAUCCUCCUACAGGAUCUCUGGAAACUCAAAUGUAAUUGGGAUGACCCCCUCCCCACGGAGUACACUCAACGGUGGGAGUUAUUUCGCCAGGAACUCACAGAAUUGGACAAAGUUGCUGUACCCAGAUGGCUCAAUUUAACAUCAAAAGAAAGUAACAUUCAAUUACACGGAUUCGCAGAUGCUUCAACCGUAGCUAUGAGUGCAGUGGUGUACAUACGCACCAGGAACAUCAACGAGCCAGCUUCAACAGUGAUGGUCUGCGCGAAGACAAAGGUAGCACCGAUCAAGCGCAUGACUAUUCCAAGAUUAGAGCUUACAGCAGCUCUCUUGUUAACACAACUAGUAGCCUCAACACAGAGGAUGCUUCAGCUCGACCAUGCAGAAACUCAUCUUUGGUCGGAUUCAGCAGUAACACUCGCUUGGAUCAGAAGCCACGCAUCAAGGUGGAAAGAUUUCGUCCACAACAGAGUGGUCAAGAUCCAGGAAACUCUCCCGAAUGCCAUCUGGAGACACGUCAGUGGGAAAGAAAAUCCAGCCGACUGCGCAUCCAGAGGCAUAUCUCCAAGUCAGCUAGCAGAUCAUCAACUUUGGUGGUCAGGACCUGAGUGGAUUAAUCAGGAUCCUGAAGAGUGGCCACAAUCAAUAAUUGACGCUCCAGCAAUGGACAUCCCAGAAGUGGCCAAGGAAGCGAAACCAGCACGAGCACAUCCAGUUGCACCAAAGGUCAACGAACUUGCUGAGCUACUCACCAGGUACAGCUCGAUGGCUCGGCUUCUAGCAGUAACAGCGACUAUCAACAGGGCAAUCGACAGAUUCAGGAGACUGCCGACGCCCCCGGGACCAAUCCUGUCAACAAGAGAACUCAACGAAGCGAGAUUAUUCUGGUCGAGAUUCACCACACUGGUGAUCGAAGAAGCUCAUCGCAGAACCCUCUACGGAGGGACUCAACUCACGCUGGCCUACACCAGACAAAGGUACUGGAUAAUCGGUGGCAGGGGCACAGUCAGAGCGUACAUUCUGCGCUGUGCUAUCUGCACCAGACACCGAGGGAAGCAGGCUCAACAACAGAUGGGUCAGCUGCCUGCAACCAGAGUAUCACCAUCCAGAGCAUUUCUCCACACAGGGGUGGAUUAUGCAGGUCCAUUCCAGAUCCUGAAGUGGAGACCAACGAAUGCACAGCCAGGACAGGUGCACAUUGCAGUUUUUGUGUGCUUCACAACUUCAGCAGUUCAUCUAGAACUCGUCAACACGCAGACCACGGAAGCCUUCCUAGGAGCCUACAAGAGAUUCACCGGAAGACGGGGCAUUCCAGCUGUCAUGUACAGUGACAAUGCCACCACGUUCACCAGCGCAGCAGAAGUUCUAGAAAGGCUCUAUCACCAAGCUUCCAGAGAAAAUCAACGAAUUCAGGCUGCUCUCGCCACCAAUGGGACACAAUGGAGCCUCUCACCACCUAGAGCCCCUCAUUUCGGUGGCAAAUGGGAAGCAGCCGUGAAAUCAACAAAAUAUCACCUCAAAAGAGUCCUGGGAAAGACAACACUAACGUUUGAGGAACUCAACACCAUAGUGAUCCAGAUAGAGGCCUGUCUAAACUCCAGGCCAAUCUGUCCGAUGUCGGACGACCCAGAAGAUCUCCAAGUGCUCACACCAGGACAUUUUUUGAUAGAUUCCGACAAGGUCGAUCCACUUUGGACGCCAUUAACCUCGUCACCAACCACCGCCAGGGACGCGAUCUCAGGGAAGAGAUGGCUGAAUGGCACAAAGAAGUACGACUUAGUAGUUACACUAGAUAUCAAGAAUGCCUUCAACUCGGCCAAAUGGGACCGCAUCAUCGAGGCAUUGGUGAAGUUCAACGUACCGGGAUACUUGUUGAGAAUGAUCGACAGCUAUUUCACUGGAAGAGUCCUUAAGUACGACAUGGACUCUGGUCCCAAGGAAUACAGAAGGAAGUCAACGACCUUCAAGACGAUCUGCCAUUGGAUGAACGCAGUGGGUCUGAAACUAGCGGAGCACAAGACGGAGGUCGUGCUGAUCACCAGCAGGAAGAAAACCGAGACAAUGACGCUGCAGGUUGGGUCCUGCAAAAUUACUUCUCAGCCGUUCAUUCGAUACCUGGGAGUGAUGAUCGAUGCCCGACUCAAUUUGAAGCAGCAAACCGCGCAUGUCGGCACCAAGGCGUCUGGAGUCAGAUCCCUCUUAUCGCGCCUUAUGCCUAAUAUCGGAAGCUCUAAACAAAGAAGACGAGCUCUGCUGUCAUCGGUGGUAACGUCGGUGCUCACCUACGGUAUUUCCAUUUGGGGUGAUGCACUGCAACUGCAGGAACCACGGCAAAAAUUGGCACCAGUAUAUCGACUAAGUGCUCUGCCAGUCGCGAGCGCAUAUCGUAUGGUGUCCGAAGACGCAGUGUGCGUCAUCGCCGGGAUAUUAACGAUAGAGGUACUAGCUGAGGAGCGGAGAUCCUUCUACCAGCGGAAGAGAUCUGAAAUGCUGAGCCCCGAAGGCGACACUGGCGACAGAAGAGAGGCGAAACAGUUCUAG
Messenger RNA from Diachasma alloeum, 4863 nucleotides. RefSeq lists its product as uncharacterized. The transcript is spliced from 5 exons. Gene Ontology annotation, biological process: DNA integration. Gene Ontology annotation, molecular function: nucleic acid binding. The record is from RefSeq and is a predicted model, not a curated record. Lineage: Eukaryota; Metazoa; Arthropoda; Insecta; Hymenoptera; Braconidae. The coding region runs from base 1 to 4863 and encodes 1620 amino acids.